Molecule: messenger RNA, 1077 nt
Organism: Ruditapes philippinarum (Manila clam)
Lineage: Eukaryota; Metazoa; Mollusca; Bivalvia; Venerida; Veneridae
Product: kelch domain-containing protein 1-like
Exons: 2
Coding region: 225-488 (87 amino acids)
Molecular function (GO): protein binding
Source: RefSeq, a predicted model, not a curated record
CAAUUGAAACACCUUGCAAUCAUUCACAGUUUUAGGAUUCUUCACAUCUGAUUAAAUGCAAAAUGAACUUUGACAGGAUAAAUGAUUAAAUGAACUUGUAGAUUAGAAUUUAUAUACUACUUAUAUAGGGAAGUAUUUCAGGUUUACGAUUAUUUAAGAACUAGUGUUUAUUUCAGGAUGAUUAUAAUUCAUAUAGAGAAAAAUAUUUAUCCGCAAAAACCAUUAUGGUGUACCAUACAGACCUUGAUGUUGGUUAUUGGACCCAACAUGUAACCGAGGGUGACAUUCCACCAGGAACCUCUGGUGCUUCAGCCUUACUAAUUGCAAGUAAAAUGUAUAUAUUUGGAGGGCAUACGGAGGAAGGCAACACAAAUGAAUUAUACUGUUUAGACUUACAACAGCUGACAUGGAAACGUAUAAUACCAGAAACAGAACUGCUACCAAGUCCUAGAGAUAAAUUUACAGCUUGGUCUUAUAAUAACAAGUAAAUCUUUGUAGAAAAGUAUUUUUGCAAAAGAUAUAUUUUUGGGUUUAUUUUCAAAGCUUAAUACUAAACAGGUGUUUAAAGCAUACAUAAAAAUUAACAUUUAUUUAUUCUUAUUGCAUGGUUUGGAACUUUUCCUUUGUUCUUACUAACCCAUUAUACUCAGUACACUUCAAUGAGCAUUUGAAAACUGUAUUGAUGUAGAGCAGUACAGUUUUUUCAUUGAUUCUAAUUUCAUGUAGGAAAAAACUCGACUGCUAUAUAGUGGUUGAGUUUUUUUUCCGCACCUUGUAUAUAUCAAUACAGGUUUUUUCACAGAGCAAUGGGGCAGUGGUAACGAACAUUCCUAGUAGCAAAAAAAAAAUGGAAUCAAUAAAAUAAAAUAAAUAAAUACAAUGAAAAAUAUAAACAAAGAUAAUUAAUGAAAUGAAAUUUUCUCUCAUUUAAUCAAAAGGUACAUCCGCUGAAUGAAUUAUUUCCAAUGAAAAAAAAGCCCUUUAAUCUUGAAUCAAUCUUGGUAACAGUUUACAAUCCGCCUCUAACAUUGGAUGUCUUUCAUAUAUCUUUUUUUUUUGCAGCAGCGAAAACAACUU